Owenia fusiformis is the source of this 2160-nucleotide messenger RNA. The record is from the annotation of a GenBank genome assembly. NCBI's taxonomy places the organism in Eukaryota, Metazoa, Annelida, Polychaeta, Sabellida, Oweniidae.
AUGCCCGUGGAAGAUAGUAACUUUACAAGCACUGAGACAAAUGGUACCAUAAUAACGAUGCCACCCGCCAUGCAAUAUGUCGCCGUUACCAUACUAGUAAUUUUAAUGAUAUUGGGAGGGAUAGGGAAUCUAUUGACGGUGUUGGUGAUAACAUUGAAUAGAUCCUUCCGCAAGCAGAUGGUGUACGUCUUGAUAGGAACACAAAGUUUCAGCGAUCUGAUCCUCAUACUCCUGAUCAUCCCAAUCAAAGUACAUACGAUCCUCAUGUUGGACAAUCCAGAUCGCUCAUUCAUGAUGUUGCGACUUGCAACUCUUGUAUCUUUGGUUGCAUUCGCAUCCGCGGGGAUGUCGAUCAUGAACUCGUGGCCCGGUGGAUUCCAGGGGUGGAUUAGUGUUCCUGUCACCAAGAGCCAUAAUGGAUGGACAUUUACCGUUACUUUCAGUAAGCCUGUUAGGGACUUACAGAUAUGGGAAGCAGAAGUUGUAUCAAAUGAAGAUGGCGGCAAAAAAUACACAAUGAAGAAUACGCAACAUAAUGCCCAGCUGAACUCCGGUAGCACUCUAGAGAUGAACUUCAUCGCUAAUUGUGACGGGGACGCCCCAUCAGGUGACGCCUGGAUGAACGGCCAGGGUGGCGAGGCUACAACAGCACGCCCAACGGCUGCUACCUCAGCUACUCGAGGGACUGUCGGACCAACUGGCAAUCCACCUACACGCAAUCCUAACGGCCCAAAAGUCACUUUGAAAUACGAUCACAACGAGGUCAUUCGUAAAUCCAUACUCUUCUACGAGGCGCAACGAUCUGGUAAAUUACCAGCGAACAAUCGUAUUCCAUACAGAGGCGACUCUGCCAUGGGGGACGGAUCUGACGUAGGUAGAGACCUCACGGGAGGAUGGUAUGACGCUGGUGAUAUGGUUAAAUUUGGUUUCCCUAUGGCCUACACGACCACAGCUCUUGCUUGGGGAAUUCUGGAGUUCGAGGCAGGUUACAAGGCAGCUGGGGAGUACGACAAUGCCCUGGAUAGCAUUAAAUGGCCCCUUGAUUAUUUCAUCAAAUGCCAUAGCAAGCCUGGAGAGGAGUUUUACGGUCAACUUGGCAAUGGAGAUAUUGAUCACGCAUGGUGGGGACGUCCAGAAGACAUGAACAUGCCUCGACCAGCAUACAAAGUGACAAGACAGAAGCCAGGUUCUGAUCUCACCGCAGAGACUGCCUCUGCCUUCGCAGCUGGAUACCUCGUCUUCAAAGAUACAAACCCCACCUACGCUGCUACUUUGCUGACUCAUGCCAGACAAUUGUUUGACUUCGCUAAUAACUACCGUGGCAAAUAUGUUGAUGGUAUCCCUGAAGCCAAGGACUUCUACGAUUCCCACAGUGGUUAUUUGGACGAGCUCCUAUGGGGUGCAGCUUGGCUCUACAGAGCUACCGGAGAAAACCAGUACCUCAAAUUCGCCGAGGAUAACUAUGACGCCGGAACUGCCCAUGAGUUCUCCUGGGACAGCAAACUCGUUGGGGCUCAGCUCAUACUUUACCAAACAACCGGGGACGCGAGAUACUCAGCGCCUGUGACAUCAUUUGUCGACCCAUGGCUAAGAGGAGGCAGCAAACUAUACACUCCAAAGGGCCUUGCCUGGCAUUCUCAGUGGGGCGCCAACCGAUAUUCAGCCAACACUGCCUUUAUAGCGCUCGUUGCCGCCCAAGCUGGUCUCAAACCCGAAGCUUACUCUGACUUCGCCUUAAGCCAGGUCAACUACAUGCUUGGAGAUGGCGGUCGUAGCUACGUGGUUGGAUUUGGAAAUAACCCACCACUUAGACCUCAUCAUGCCUCCAGUUCCUGCCCUUGGCGACCUGCCCCAUGCAGCUGGAACGAUUACAACAACCCAGCCCCGAAUCCCCACACCCUUUACGGUGCCCUCGUCGGAGGACCUGGUCAGUAUGAUGAUUACGAGGACAGACGAAACGAUUAUGUAAAGAACGAGGUUGCCACCGAUUAUAACGCAGGUUUCCAAGGGGCACUAGCAGGUUUGAAACAGAUGUCUCUUUAGGAAAAUAUGCGAGGAGCAUCUCAACAACGCGGCAGUUUAAAAUAGCAUCAUAUAAUUUAUGUCAUUGUUAUUGUGUGUCCAUGUGAGUGAUUAGAAUAAACAAGUUAAGUAUCAAAA